AUGGCGCCCAGCCGGGUUGCCGCCCUGCUGUUGGUGGCGCUAUGUUUGGCUGCCCUCGCUUCUUUCGCAGAUGCCAACAAGGCCGCCCCUGCCAAGCACAUCUCGAAAGUCUCCCUGCUCUUUGCCUGCCAUCUAGACGUGGGGUUCCACUCGGGCGGGCCCGAGCCUGGCUACGACAACUUUGUGAUCAGCCGCUACUUCAACGAGUACUUCCCGAGGGCGGCCCAGGUUGCACAGCAGCUGCGGGACCGGCCCGGCAGCCCCGAGCGCCUGGUGUUCCUCACCCACAGCUGGCUGGUCAGCCUGUUUCUCGACUGCGCCGCCCGCAUCGGCAUCCAGUGCCCCAACGCCACCACCGUGGCCGACGUCAGGCAGGCGGUGCAGCAGGGCGACAUCGUGUGGCACGCGCUGCCGCACAACGCCCAGGUCGAGCUGUACGAUGCCAGCCUGCUGCAGUUUGCUGUGCGCAUGACGCAUGAGUUGGACCGAGCCUUUGGCCUUCCGCCCAAGGUCACCGCCAGCCAGCGCGACGUGCCGGGGCUGACGCGGGCCGCGGUGCCCAUCCUGGCUGACGAGGGCGUCAAGGCGAUCUCUGUGGGCGUGAACGGCGGCUCAGCCCCGCCGGCGGUGCCCAAGAACACGCCCUUCAUCUGGCGGGACCUGCCCAGUGGGAAGCAGCUGCUGGCCAUGUGGCACCCGGGCGGCUACUCGGGCUUUCCAGUGGACUCACGGGACGAGUGUGUGCAGGUGGAGGGCCUGCAUCACGCCAUGUGCUUUGCAUGGUCUGGAGACAACACUGGCCCCCCCACAGCGGAGGAGUUGCUGGACAUCUGGAAGCGAGUGCAGCAGAACUUCCCCAAGGCCAAGGUGGCUGCGGCUGGGUUUGACGGCUUUGUGGCUGACCUGGAGGCCGCCGCCCCCGGUCUCAAGCUCCCGGUUGUCACGGCAGAGAUAGGCGACACGUGGAUCCACGGUGCCGCCUCCGACCCAGCCAAGCUCUCAGAGUAUCGUGCGCUGCUGCGCAUGCGUACCGCCAGCCAGGAGCGGUACGAUGACGAACCAUUCAAGAAGUUCAGCAGGCUGCUGCUCAAGGCACGCGAUGCUCGCUGCCUGCGCUGUAGCCUGCUGUGUUGCCAUCUGCUGCUCACCGUCACAACGGUCAACCUGUCCUGCUUGCAAGUGCAGAUGCCCGAGCACACGUUUGGCGUGGACACAAAAGAGUACCCUGGGGAGUGGGACAGCUGGAGCAACAAAGCGGCGUCUGGUGCAGACCUCCAGGAGCAGCUGUUCAACAAGCGGAAGGACAACCCAUUCCUCGUGGCGGUGGGCAGCUGGGUGCGCCACCGAGCCUACUCUCUGUGGGCUGUGCAGGAGCUGGGCGCCAGCCCGGAGGGCUUCCGUGCCUGGGGCAUCCUGUCCACGCUGCAGGAGGGCAAGGCGCCGCCCACGCCCGGCGCCGCCAACACCAGCUUCAAGCGGUGCAGCCUGCAGGAGCCGCUGCGGUUUGAGUCGGAUUCGUGGCAGCUGGAGCUCUCCAACAUGACUGGGGCCAUUGUGGGGCUCAGCUUCAAGCCAGCUGGCGCCGGCGGCCAGCCCGGCAGCACCCAUCCCAGCAGCAGCAGCCCGUCGCCCUGGGCCAGGCUGCUGGCAGCGCUGCGCCUGCCGGGUAGCGGCCUGUUUGCGGCAAGCGGCGGCGGCGGGGACGGCGGCGGUGGCAGCAGCUGGGCCGGCUUCAACGCCCCGCUCGCGCUCCCUGUGUACAGCACCUAUGCAGAGGAGGACUACGACGCCAUCUGGGACAGCUACAGCUACUUCCCCCGCGACCGCCUGGCAGACUGGUUCUACAAGGACUUUGGGAAGCCCAACGCCACGGUGAAGGGCGGCGCGCGGCGCGCAGAGUACCUGCCGCAGGCGCAGGAGGUCUGGUGGCGCCGCAGCGACGAGGGCGGCCUGCACGUCACCGUCAAGGCAACGUUUGAUGACUAUGCGGUGACGCACGCAGGCGCUCCCAGGGCCCUGUGGACCGAAAUCAGGUGGGUGGGCGCGGCACACGGCCAGCUGCCAGUGAAUUCCAGCACUUGGCUGAUGUGGAAGCUGGGCCAGCCCAUCUCCCCGCUGGAGGUCAUCCGCAACGGAAGCCACGGCCUGCACGCUGUAGGGGACGAGGGCAUCAGCGUGGACAGCGCAGACGGCCGCCGCCGCCUGCACAUCCGGUCGCUGGAUGCGGCGGUGGUCAGCCCCGGGCGCCAUACGCCCUUUCCCAGCCUCAGUGUGCCGCCCGAACUGCUCUAUGGCGCGUCCUACUGCCUCAGCAACAACAUUUGGGGAACGAACUUCCCCAUGUGGUUCCCGUACCAGACAGGCGAUGCCAACAUGCGGUUCAGGUUCGUGCUGCAGCUGGAGAGCCUCACGCCGGCAGCGGCCGAGGCGUGA
Chlorella variabilis is the source of this 2433-nucleotide messenger RNA. RefSeq lists its product as hypothetical. Gene Ontology annotation, biological process: carbohydrate metabolic process. Bases 1 to 2433 code for a protein of 810 amino acids. The record is from RefSeq and is a predicted model, not a curated record. The transcript is spliced from 14 exons. NCBI's taxonomy places the organism in Eukaryota, Viridiplantae, Chlorophyta, Trebouxiophyceae, Chlorellales, Chlorellaceae.